This is a messenger RNA of Lobosporangium transversale, 982 nucleotides long. RefSeq lists its product as hypothetical. The record is from RefSeq and is a predicted model, not a curated record. NCBI's taxonomy places the organism in Eukaryota, Fungi, Mortierellomycota, Mortierellomycetes, Mortierellales, Mortierellaceae. Bases 28 to 867 code for a protein of 279 amino acids. The transcript has a single exon.
CUUCUCAUCACCAUCUCACCAUCUACCAUGGCAACACCAUCCAAGCCCUCCGAAGACAUGGUCUUCUACGAUAUUGCUAUGCGCCCGCCAAUUGCUUCUACCUGCUGUGCAGUGAACCCCUGGAAGUCCCGAUUGGCGCUUAACUUUAAAAAUAUUGCUUAUUCUACCACAUGGGUUCCUCUUCCAGACAUUGCUCAAGUUCGUUCCGAUCUCGGUGUGGACGCCUGUCGCAAUUUUGGCGAUGGCACAAAAUUCUAUACACUUCCCAUUCUGGUUGAUCGCAAUACAAACACCAAAAUUGGAGACUCCUUCGACAUUGCCGUCUAUUUGCAAACCGAGUACCCCAAUUCAGGCUCUGGCAAUUUGUUUCCCCCUCAAAAACUCGAUUUUGUCUACAACCUCGAUGAUGCACUACUUGUGCCACUGUCAGAGCGGAAAGGGGACGAACAUGACGAGUAUUCCCGAUUCAAUACAAAUGUCGAUGCGGCAUUCACCGCUCAUCUUUCUCUUAUGGCAUACAACCUCCCCUUUGAACCAGCCACUGCUGAAGCUAGCAGGGCCGAAUUCAUUCGGCGCGCUGGCGUAAAAUCUUGGGACGAUUUCGAGGUUAAGGGGGAAAAAAGAGAGAAGAUAAAGGAGUCUUUCCAUCUCAUGCUGGGUGACCUUAGCAAGUUAUUUUUGAAGGACACCACUGGGCCUUUCAUAUUAGGUGAGCAAGCCAGUUAUGCUGAUCUAAUCGUUGGCGGGUGGCUACGCAUGAUGCGCGUCACUCUCCCAGAGGAUGAGUGGGAGGAGGCGAGAGGCUGGCAUGGAGGUAUCUUUGGACGUUUACAUGAUAGUCUGGAGAAGUAUGCGGAAGUUAAGUAGGAGAGUGUACCUGAUUGUUGGAGUUAUCUAGCUAUAGAUCAUGUGUUCCCUAGCCUGAUUGCUGUAUCUUUUAACCCUCGAAUCAAAAAUAAAAUACAAAACUUUUUUAGAGAUU